Molecule: messenger RNA, 744 nt
Organism: Osmerus eperlanus (European smelt)
Lineage: Eukaryota; Metazoa; Chordata; Actinopteri; Osmeriformes; Osmeridae
Exons: 4
Coding region: 1-744 (247 amino acids)
Source: RefSeq, a predicted model, not a curated record
AUGAAGGCAAAAGAAAAGCUGAGGGUCUCACUGAUCUGUAACACUUCAGAGUUACAAACUGAUGACGAGGAACAAGUGAUUAUGAGGAAAAGAAAAAGAUCAUUUUUGGUGAUACAGACUGACAGUGAGGCAGAUGAGUGGAACAAGAGAAGACGCACCUCCACUCCAUUGCCUCCUAUUCCUCCACCUACCCUCAAUGAAGUUUGCCAGACCACUACUAGACCUCUGCCAGGCCCGAGGCAUACUACAGCUCCUGCACCACUUGUCCCUAGCCCUCCACCUUACAUUCUUCCAAGUCCUCCACACCACUUCUCUGCUGAACAUCGUCCAGAUUUGAGGAGGCAAUCUGACCGUGGUUGUGACACAGCUCCAAUGUCACUGGUUGACACCCCUACGCGUCUGCCCUCAAGUCCUGUGUGCCGGAUCUCUGCCACCCCUCUGUCAGAUGAUGGCCAAGACCACCUUUUCGUCCCUAGCUUUAGACUGGGGAAGACCGGCACUGGACCUGUUCCUUGCUCUGCGGCUCAGCUGCACAUCCUGACCCUGCUGGAACACAUCAAGCAGCAGCAAAUGCAACUUGCUGCUGCUGUCAACAGUCUUGCUGCAAGAGUGGGUACAGAAACUCCAGUGGCUGAGAUGCCGGACAAUAUGAGUUUCCCACUGGCCACCAUGUCUGAAGUGGAGGAGUUGGAGGAGUGGCCGAAAGACUCGAGGAAUUCUCAUGCUAAGCAAAACAUGGUAUAA